UCUACAUUACAGGCCGGCAAAUGCUCCAAUCUAGCGCUUCACACAGAGCAGGUGGGUGGGCCUGAGAAAGGCGAGUUUUCAAGCUAAAGCGAACGAAUUCAGCUCAGCUAAAGUAAAACUGAAAGUAACAGAGUGAUAGAGGCCCAACACAGACACAGCAAAACAGUAAGGGAAGCUGAGGCCGAGGAAGGUGAAAGACCCUCUUUAACUACAGUUAUGGCUAAAGUGAUUCGUCUGAAAAUUUCCCAGGACAACCAGGAGAAGGUUAAUGGGUUCCGUGAAGCGCUAUUCAGUCAGGUUCAGCAAUUCCUGUUUGAAUUUGUUCCAUUGAAGAUUCAACAAAUGGAUGAUCUUCUGAAGAGUGAUCUUUUUAAUGUAGAGGACCUGGCAACCCUUCAUACAGAGCUGAAUAUUCCAAUUCCUGAUCCUCCAACUGAGGAGUCUGAGGAUUCAUCUAAGAUGGAGACAGAUAAAGAAGAAAAAAAAGCUCCUCGUUGUGGGUUCCUGAAGGAGAAUGAGAAGUUGCAAAAUGUCCUCAACACCGUUCAGCCUGAGAUUCGGAGGCUAAGAGAAGGAUGUGCCCUGAUUAUCACCUGGAUUCAUCACCUGAUACCAAAAAUUGAAGAUGGAAAUGACUUUGGAGUAUCAGUGCAGGAAAAGUUGGUUGAACGUGUAACUGCUGUAAAAACCAAAGUAGAGACUACACAGACCAACAUCUCUAAAUAUUUUUCAGAGAGAGGAGAUGUUGUUGCCAAAGCUUCUAAAGAGACACACGUGAUGGAUUAUCGCGCUUUGGUUCAUGAGAAAGAUGAAAUCACAUUUGUAGAUCUAAAAAUAGCCUUUACUGAAGUGAGAAAUUUCUAUGUUGAAAUCUUUGACAUUAUUCUGAAGAAUUUUGAGAAAAUCACAAACCCUAAAGGAGAUGAGAAGAGUUCAAUGUACUGACAAUGUUUUUCUUCUCUAUGUCUGUAACUACUGUGAUGCACAAACACUUAUAGACCAUACAGUUUUGUACUGGAUGAAACCAAUUGAAAAAUAAUAAACUUAGUGACAGAAGUGAUUUUUGA
Messenger RNA from Xenopus tropicalis (tropical clawed frog), 1067 nucleotides. RefSeq names its product proteasome activator subunit 2 (gene psme2). Bases 217 to 945 code for a protein of 242 amino acids. Lineage: Eukaryota; Metazoa; Chordata; Amphibia; Anura; Pipidae. Gene Ontology annotation, cellular component: proteasome activator complex. The transcript has 12 exons. The record is from RefSeq and is a predicted model, not a curated record.